AUGAGUUGUGCACGAGGAUGUAAAGCCGAACAGAAUUGGCAGGCCGAUGCGCAUGGUAAGCUACAGCGUCAGCUCAAAUCUAUCAUCGAAAAGCAGAGACGGGAUUCUGGUUUCCGUCUACAUCCCACGUAUCAGAGCAAGGAUAGCGUAGCAUUCUUCCACUUCAGAGCCAUCAAUUCGGCGGACGGCGUCGCAGCAAGGGUCUGGACGUUUGACGACCCAGCCGGUAAUGUGCGUUCUGACGAGAGAGUCGUCAACCAGCAAAGACGAGAUGCACACGAGACACACUAUGCAAACAUUUCAAGCAAUUUGUUUGGCUCGAGACAAGGACUGGACAUGGAUCGUAUCCAAGAGCUGAUUGACGCCGGUCUUGGUAGCCAGUACAUCGUCCCAGCAAAUGACUCCGACGGUUACGACUCGUGGUCCGAUGCGGAUCUGACCGGCACGACGAUCCCAAUGUCUCACAUGAACUCCACUCGCUGGAUGGAUGAGGAGGACGAUGACGAUAACGACAUCUUCGACGAGCAUUACGAUAUCGAUGAAGAGAGUGAGAUGGAACGACUUGAAUCUCGUGAAGAGUCUACAAAUGUUCAAACUGAGCCCCGCAACGAACAGGUGUCUCCAUCGUACCCCAUAGUCGCACGACAAUCUGACACUAGAACCAUCUCCGGAUCUGAUGUCACUCCUCUCUUGACCAACGCCUCACUCUCCGACCUGGAAAAAGCGCGAAUCAUUGUUGAGAAGGCUAUCGCGGAGUCUUCCAAGCUCAACCAAGCCCGAUUGUUGAACCCUAUGCGAAACAACUAUGGGCUGGAGCCUGGCACUUUCACCGGGCAGUCAAAGACCAAGCGUCAUCUACGUGUAAGAGAAGACGGCACACCGGUUCCACCCCUCCUGAACAUUACCGACAGCAUCGCGAAUGCUGCAGCUCUAGUCGCUGAAGCUGAUGCAGUUGGCAUACCCGGAAAUUUGACAAAGCGCGCUGUGCCUGCCAAGGGCACCUACUGGAUGGGCAGUAUCGCCAGGAAGGGUACGGUACCAUGGGGCGAUAACGCGACAUACGCAGUAUUCCGGAACGUGCUCGACUAUGGUGCAGUUGGUAACGGUGUUACAGACGACACCAAAGCGUUCAAAGCCGCCAUGCUAGACGGUAAACGUUGCGGCAAGGGCUGCAACGGCUCUACACUCAAGAAUGCCAUCGUGUAUAUACCGCCAGGCACUUACCUGAUCUCGACUACCAUUCCGAUGCCAUUUGGGACGCAAGUAAUUGGAGAUGCAAACGAUAGACCGACCUUUCUGGCAUCCAAGUCGUUCAUCGGUAUGGGAGUGUUGUCGACAGACGAGUACACUGGUGGAGGGACUGGCGCGGACGGUCUAGAUGAGGAGUACUACAUCAACACGGCAAACUUCUACCGGCAAAUUCGCAAUGUGAUUAUCGACGUUAGACAGACCCGUGCUUCACAGAAGGUCUCCUGUUUGCAUUACCAGGUUGCUCAGGCCACGAGCACCCAGAAUGUACUCCUGAUCGCCGGUCCGACACAGAAUGGCAUGUACGCUGAGAAUGGCAGCGGUGGGCAGAUAUCAGAUAUAACCUUCCAAGGUGGAGCUAUUGGUCUAUAUGGUGGCAGCCAGCAGUUCACAGCGCAGCGCUUGAAGUUCGAGGGCUGCACGAUCGGUGUCCAUCUCAUCUGGGAUUGGGGUUGGGUCUGGAAGUCCAUUACCAUGAACAACGUCGGUACAGGUUUCAAACUUGUACCCGACAGUACUUCUGGUGCAGCGGCGGGCAACAUUGUCUCAGCGUCUUUCCUCGACUCAUCUUUCAACAAUGUUAAGACAGUGGUACAAAUUUCACCUCCCACUUCGACGGUCGGGUCAGGCAGUACCGGUCUCAUCCUCGAAAAUAUCAAGCUUUCAGGCGUGGGUACUACCGUCGCCGAUACAGGAGGAAAGACAAUAUUGGCCGGAUCCUCAUCCAAGAUCGACGAAUGGGCCAUGGGCCCAGUCUACAAAGGCUCGGCUGAUAAGAAAGACCGCAAGUUCACCACGGGAGAGAAGGUCGGAAGUUUCCGUCGUCAUUCAACACUUGUCGAUAACGAUGGGGCGUACUUUGAGCGUCCCAAGCCUCAGUACGAAGACCGUUCAGUGGGCGACUUCGUGCACAUCAAGGACCUUGGAGCCAAAGGCGACGGUAUCACUGACGACACGGCGGCGUUCCAAGCUGCACUGUAUGCGAGUCUGGGAAGAAUACUUUUCGUAGAUGCUGGCUCUUACAUACUCACUUCGACAGUGACGGUUCCCAGUGGCUCCAAGAUUGUUGGCGAAACAUGGUCUCAGUUGGUUGCUUCCGGGUCUUAUUUCGAAGAUGCGCUCCAUCCCAAGGUGCUGCUCAAGGUCGGUACCAACGGCCAAGUAGGAGAUGUAGAGAUGCAGGACCUGUUCUUCACCACAGUCGGGGCAACGGCUGGAGCCAUCCUGGUCGAGUGGAAUCUGAAAGCAUCGAGCGCUGGAUCGGCUGCGCUGUGGGAUUGCCACGCACGUGUUGGAGGCGCCACCGGGACCAAGUUGACGCCAAAGGAAUGCCCACCAGUCACCAGUGGUGUUGAUCAAGGCUGCAGUGCCGCGAGCUUGAUGUUUCACCUGACGUCGUCUGGCUCCGCGUAUCUCGAAAACGCGUGGUUCUGGGUCGCAGAUCACAUGAUUGAUGAUCCCGAUCUCGAAAGCGGUGCCAAUAACAUGAUACAAAAUUCGGUCUAUGUUGCGCGUGGCUUCUUGGCCGAAAGCACCGAGCCGACAUGGCUUUACGGUGUUGCAUCCGAGCAUGCUGUAUUUUAUCAGUUCAACUUUCACCGAGCCCAAAACAUCUUCGCGGGUUUACUCCAGACAGAGUCACCAUACUAUCAACCCACGCCAUCUCCACCCGCUCCCUUCAAGUCCGCUCUUGGCGUCUUUUCAGGUGACCCAACAUACGAAUGUGCGGCUGGCGAUGAGUUCAGUGGGUGUGACGAGUCGUGGGCGAUCAUAAUGCGAGAAUCGCAGAAUGUCUUCAUCGCAAGCGCGGGCCUAUACUCGUGGUUUUCGACGUACGCGCAGACCUGCAUCGACCAGCAACUAUGCCAGAAAGCCCUGCUUUUGCUUGAAAAGAACUUCUCCAAUGUCAGGAUUCAGCACCUCGUCACCAUCGGCGCCAAGUAUAUGGCAGUCAUGGAUGGCAAGGGCAUACUAGCCACGGAUAAUCUCAAUGUCGAUUCCCACCCCUUCUGGUCGCAGAUAUCUGUGUUGGAUGUCAGCAGCAAUGGCUCCAUGUACGACGAGUACAUCUGGGUAGACCCCAAAAUCUGGGACAUGGAACAGCCAGCGUUUACUUGCUCACCCCCUUGCAAUGUCAAGAUCCCCCCGUGGACCCGUGCUACAAGCACACUGAACUAUCCAUUGAUCACGGUCAGCGAUGGCGAAUGGACGAGCACUAUCACGAAACCGCCCAUGACGAUAUCGGAGUGGGUGUUUGAGCCAGUGACACUGACUGGACAAGCUGUCAACCAGAAGCGCCAGGGCUUCGAGGCUUUUUGGCCCAAACCCGCGACCACACCCCACUGGCCUUCGGUGAUCUACGCCAGUCCAGAUGGUGAUUCUACCACAGUAGGGCCUAAGAUAUCCUUUCCAAAGCCACCUCAAUCUAUCGGUCCCAAUGCGCAGCCUCCACCGACGGGUAGCUGGCCCAAGAGGCAAAUUCAGCCUAUCAUUGGUCAGAUCGAGGAGCCGUUGGUCAAGGAGUGUGGCUUCAUAGACUGGGUUUGCUUCACCGAACCAUGGAUCUUCGGCGACAACAACACCAACUCGGAUGGGGAUAACGGCGAUUUCGACGAAAACUGGGAAGACAGCUGGGUCGUAUGUCCAAUACCGAGCAGUUCCUCGUCUAGUUCGACCUCUUCCAGGACGUCGACGAAAACGACAACAAGUGAAGACCCGCCGGAGCCUACGGCGUCUCCGCGCGAAGGCGUUCCAAUGCAGAAUGAAGUCGACUGUUACGGUGGCCUGGAUCAGAAGACGGAGCAUACGCGCAUGGACAGCGCCAUCCACGACUUUUGCAUUGCGAUAGGUAGCUCGGGUGACGUCUUCAAGGAAAAUUACUUCAAGUCGUUAACUUACACAUUCUACCACAGCACGGGAACCGGUGUCCAAAUCCUCAUAUCGCUCAGCGUCGACCCAGGCUGCCAGUUCAAGUAUGACUACGACUUGUGCCACAAAUACCUGGAGGUUCCUGUCAACAGCUGUCAAUGUGGGGGUGUGAACGGGAAGCAGGGUGGGUUUCUGAAUAACGACUGCUACGAGUGGAGGAUUGAUCCGCAAACGACGUUCUAA
Molecule: messenger RNA, 4359 nt
Organism: Alternaria conjuncta
Lineage: Eukaryota; Fungi; Ascomycota; Dothideomycetes; Pleosporales; Pleosporaceae
Exons: 3
Coding region: 1-4359 (1452 amino acids)
Molecular function (GO): polygalacturonase activity
Source: RefSeq, a predicted model, not a curated record